GGAAAGGGGCGGGUAUUCCAAAAUGUCUCUGUCGACAAACAAUGCAUUGAAUCUUCUAUCGGCCUACGACUCAAGUAGCGAUGGAAGUGAAGAAGAAAUUCCAGGGCCUAAAGUGUCAGUCAAGAGACCUUUGCCAAAUUGCGCUGAAUCAGGAAACUGUUUUCAGAACAAGAAGCUCGCUACCAAUGAUAUUAGGAGGCUGCCACCACCAACUGCCCUGCUAGAGUUAUUCAAGGACGACAUUCCUGACCAGGUAAAAGAUUCAGAAGCAGAUCAUAGUGGACGUGUCAGAUCUUUUCCUCACGAAAGAGGAAAUUGGGCAUCUUAUGUCUAUAUAUCUGUCGAUGCAUCUUCAUCAAUUGAAUCAUUUAUCGAUCUGGUCUGUACAACGUGCGAUCCAUCUCUAAAUCUGCAGAGAUCAAAUGAUCUGCACAUUAGUGUGACCAAAACAGUCAUUCUCAAACAUCAUUGGAUUGACUCCAUAUCAUCAUCCAUUCAAGACAUUGCGUGCUCAGUUAAAAGAUUUCCAAUUUGUUUGGGAGAUAUAAGAGUGUAUACAAAUGAGGAACAAACUCGAACAUUCAUCGGUAUCGUCGUAACAGCCGGGAAAGAAAAUUUAACAAAAUUAGUUGCCAGGUUGGAUCAAGUUCUUUCAGAUUUUAGGCUGCCUCCUUUUUAUGAGGAGGCAUCAUUCCAUCUAAGCAUUGCUUCAUGUGUUGGUAAUCAUAUUAAUAGUCUGAAAUCUCACUUGCCCAAACUUCAGACUUCUCUUGAAAUGUUUAUUCAUGGCCACCCAUUAGAAUGGGGCAUCAAUGUAGAGGCACUGCAUUUCAGAACUGGCAACAAGUACUUUUCAUUUAAAUUAAUGUAUUAACAAUAAAAGCUAUUUACUUCAUCA
Thrips palmi is the source of this 898-nucleotide messenger RNA. Its product is annotated as U6 snRNA phosphodiesterase. NCBI's taxonomy places the organism in Eukaryota, Metazoa, Arthropoda, Insecta, Thysanoptera, Thripidae. Gene Ontology annotation, molecular function: 3'-5'-RNA exonuclease activity. Gene Ontology annotation, cellular component: nucleus. The transcript has 5 exons. Bases 23 to 874 code for a protein of 283 amino acids. Gene Ontology annotation, biological process: U6 snRNA 3'-end processing. The record is from RefSeq and is a predicted model, not a curated record.